This is a messenger RNA of Hippocampus comes (tiger tail seahorse), 2065 nucleotides long. RefSeq names its product ELL associated factor 2 (gene eaf2). Gene Ontology annotation, cellular component: super elongation complex. Gene Ontology annotation, biological process: transcription elongation by RNA polymerase II. NCBI's taxonomy places the organism in Eukaryota, Metazoa, Chordata, Actinopteri, Syngnathiformes, Syngnathidae. Gene Ontology annotation, molecular function: transcription elongation factor activity. Bases 99 to 926 code for a protein of 275 amino acids. The transcript is spliced from 6 exons. The record is from RefSeq and is a predicted model, not a curated record.
AAAGAAGAAAAGGCGGAGCUCGGCGGCACCUUACGUUACAUGGCCGUCGAAUAAUAAUUAAAAAAGAUGCCAAAAGUUUUCAUCCGGCCAAACUCAGGAUGAAUGGAACAAGUUACGCCAACUUUGACAACCAGGAACACGUCUUGAAAUUGGGGGAGACAUUCGAGAAGCACCCCAAAAGUGCCUACCACACUGUGCGAUAUGAUUUCAAACCAGCUUCGAUUGACACGGCCUGUGAAGGGGAUCUGGAAGUUGGCAAAGGAGAGCAAGUCACUAUCACUUUACCCAAUUUAGAGGGUUCCAGCGCCCCAGUGACAGUUUUUAAGGGCUCCAAGCGCUCAUACAUGAAGGAAUGCAUCCUCAUUGUCAACCACGACACCGGCGAGUACAGACUGGAGAAGCUCAGCAGCAAUAUUGCAGUCAAGAAGACCCGGGCCGAGGGCAGCAGUAAGAUUCAUUCCCGCAUGGAGCAACAGACCAGUCGUCUGGGCCAACAGAUGAAGAGCAACAGUAGCAGUAGCGGUAGCAGCGGAGGUGGAAGCAAGAGCUUGGCAGGAUCCAAAAGUUCUCCGCCCAAAGGGAAGACGUCGCCCACAUCGCCCCUGGACGACAUCGAGAAAGAGCUGAUGGCGGAGGCUCGCGUCAUGGACCAGAUGAGCAGUGCCAGCUCCUCCAACAGCUCCUCUUCCUCCAGCAGCGAUGACAGCUCCAGCAGCAGUGACUCAGAGGAUGAGCGGGCCGGUGGCACCGGCACCGCCGUGCCCCCGACUGCAGCGGUUGCCCAGAACAACCACAGCAUGCCCGUCCUGACCACCAACAGCCGCCAGCAGGAGGGAGGAGGGGGAGGAGGCGGCGGCGGAGGAGGGCUCAUGAACACACUCAAAAACGACCUGCAGUUAAGCGAAUCGGGCAGCGAAAGCGACUGACCAAUCACCAGCCAGGACGUCCGCUGUUUCCAUUUCUUUCCUUUCCAUCUUGAUCAGUUCUCUUUGUUUUGUAAUGCAAGCAGCAAUCUGUUCAGGGCACUCCUGCAUUUUGUUUUGUCUUUACAUGCCUGCCAGUCAAGUCUUAAAGCACUCACUGCGGUGAUUCAACAUUUCAGCUUGGCAUUAUGGGUAAUUUACAAGAUGUGCCUUACAUGGCUGCAUGUCGUACAAAACCUUUUUUUUUUUUUUUUUUUAACCGCUGCCUCUGCUUCUUCGUUCACUCAUUUCAUGUCAAUAUUCAGCCGCGGACCAAACUAUUCACUCAAUUCAUCAUUCAAGCUAAAUUAUGCUGUGUUAGCGACAUGGCUCAGGGUAUCCCCAAAAUAUUGUUCUUAAACAGGACCUGAACUUCCAAACUCGAUCACAGAAACAUCAUUGCCAAAACAAUGACCUAAACUCUUUCUAAAUACAAAAUGUGCAUCAUGAGAAACAUUACGAGGUAAAGAGAAAUGAAUGAUAAAGUUGAGUUGAUCAAUACAAAUAACAUUCGGUAAAAAUGGAACCACGAUCCGUUUUUGGUCCCAAUGCCAAGUUUUGGGAAAUCCCGUUGCUAACAUUGCUAGCGCAUUUAGUUGUCGGUGUUGAUACUUGACUCUGUGGCUAGUAGCUAACAUUGCUAUAUAUCACGUUGACACUACAGCCGGUUACCUCCAUGUCUUUUUAGCCAGCUGCUAGUGUGUCGCCGAUGUAGCUACUUUUCUAUGUGGCUACUUGCUACCGAUGAUGUUGUACCCAGCUAGCUGAUAGUGUAGUCAUGACCCUCCAUUGGGUGGUGCCAAAGUUAAGCACUUAUCUACCUGUAGCUUGCAGUGCAUUUUUUUUUAAUUGGUCUUGACCAGGUCAGUGGUGCCUCGUAGCUUUAAACCUGCAAUACUUGAAUCCAAAUCAUUAAUUUAUUUCUCCAAGCGGUGAAUGCCUGGCCUCAGAAUAAUAUAUGUGAUGUAGUUUUAGUAGUCGACAGUUUCACCAAUCGGAAACCUGUUGGCACCGCUGAGCUCCGCCUUUUUUUUUUCUCGCUUGGGUCUUUUGAAUUGAACUGGUCUUGUUUGUAAAAGGAGAAAUAAAAUACUUUAAUUGGG